AUGAAGCAGUUCUGCUGCAAGACUGAACUGUGUAACAAUGCAACUCUCAGCCGUAAGUUUCUGUAUAAUUUUAAAAUCCUCAACAUGUUAGGGCUUUGCAUUGGAUUUGGCCAAGGACUGGAUCCGUAGUCAACCAGCAGUACUCAGAGGACCUGGGCCUCAUUCAAAAGGGGUGAGACAGCCCCAGAUGGCUAUAUGGGUUGAGCAGGUCAGCACUAUUAGGGCCUCUCAAGGCGUGGAGAGGCAGGCAGGACGAAGAAGCAGGCAUGAGGAGAAACUGUGAAGAAGAGGGACCUACUGGGCAGCUACAUCUCUGCCUGAGAAGGGAUGGGUUACCUUUCCAACCAGGCCUUACCUGAAUCUGUCCCAUUGUCAAUCCUAAACCCAGACUGGGUCUAGAUAAUCUUUUCAUCCAAUAAUACUUGCAGGUGCCCCACCAAAACUUUAAAGCCCUUGGGUGAAUUACAAUAAUAUAACAUACAGGUACAAAAACAGAUACAGUGGUACCUUGGGUUAAGUACUUAAUUCAUUCCGGAGUUCUGUUCUUAACCUGAAACUGUUCUUAACCUGAAGCACUACUUUAGCUAAUGGGGCCUCCAGCUGCCGCCGUGCCGCCGGAGCACGAUUUCUGUUCUCAUCCUGAAGCAAAGUUCUUAACCCGAGGUAAUAUUUCUGGGUUAGCGGAGUCUGUAACCUGAAGCGUAUGUAACCCGAGGUACCACUGUAAAACCAUUAACAUGCUCACUAUACUUUUGAUUUUGGCAGUUUCUGAUCGCAACGUGCUGGCUGAAAAUGGCCUGAAGUGCCCAGCCUGCUUCUCCAAAGGAACCACACAGUGUAAAAGUGAGAAGACCAUCAACUGCCUUGAGAAUGAGACCCAGUGUGUUGUUUUUAAAGGAUCUCUUUUAGAGGUAACAUUGCUACUUAGACAGGGGAAAGGGCCUAGUCAUCGGAUGGGUCACACAGACUCACCCCUGUUCUCCUAUGCUCCCCCUCCCUUCCCUUUCCCUUGCAUAUUACUAGAAAUGUGAGAGGGUCCACAUCUCUAACUGGCCCCAUUCUGCACCCUUCCUUAGUGUUUUGCCUGCCUGGACUGUGUCCUUUAACUCUCAUAAUGCCACUUGCUUGUCCAGAAGGAGUAUUCCCCUUGGCUGGGGAGGGCGGGGUAUAAAUAAAUAAAAAUUAUUAUUAUUAUUAUUAUUAUUAUUAUUAUUAUUAUUAUUAUUAUUAUUAUUGUUGUUGUUGUUAAAAACACCCUUCUGAACAAAAGUAAAAAGUGCAUUCAUUGCUUCACCCCAGUUGCAUCUGGAUCUGUCCACCAUUGGGUUGCAGUCGAGGACAAAAUGUGUCCCCCUUGCUCAAAAAGCACAUUUAUUAUGUAAAAGGCAUGUAACAAGUUUUCUUAAAUUCUGUGACAAUGAGCAGUAUCUGGCUAACUAAUUCUGUGCACCAGAAUUUCUGCUCUUGGAAACUUGUAAAAUAAAAGGAGGAUUCUAUGGAUGCUUAGAUCACAGUGGGGCAAUGAGGAAGCCUCAGUGGGCAUCCAACCAUCCUGAGAGACAAUGAAGUGCAUCUCCAGCUUUUUGUUUGUGUGUCGCUGCAUCACACUGUUGUCUCAUGCCAGGUUAAAACACUCAAGGUUCCCACACCAGGGAGGGAGUGUUGUUUUCAAAUCUUGCUGUGUGGCCACAGCAUGUGAUUUUAACUUGCCCAGGAGAUAGCAGGGAUAGAGUUCCUCCCAUUUUAUUGCAACUCAGCUGCACACAAGAAUUUGAUCUGCUUAAUCUAGUUAAUUAGGCCUGUUUUCAGAUUCUCUACUUUCAUUAUAUUUUAUAAAUAUAAUGUCAGAGGCUGGACUGAGGAGGAAUGGUGGGAGCUGCCCCCUUCUUUUCUGAUUUCCUGAAGCCUGACAGAUAAACUGUUUAUUAAUAAUCUUGAGACUCCUUUGGGUAUGAUGGCCAUUCUGAAUUACAUAUGAGUUUAUUUUUAUCCAAACUUCAUGUUGAAAAUUUUAUUUAUUCAUGUUCUAAUGAAAUUAUAUUUUUCAGAUUUCUUAAAUAUACACAUUUUAAAACUAACUAAAAUUGUCAUUUAGCCUCACAAGCACAAUCUCCUAGUACCUGG
Podarcis lilfordi (Lilford's wall lizard) is the source of this 2124-nucleotide messenger RNA. Lineage: Eukaryota; Metazoa; Chordata; Lepidosauria; Squamata; Lacertidae. The record is from the annotation of a GenBank genome assembly.